GAUUUUUGGAUCGACCGAAUUUGACUUGAUUUACCGAAUUUGACCAAAUUUGAUUUGAUUUUCCGAAGAUCGUUUCGGAAUCGUAAAUGAAUCGAAAAUGGCCAAACAAUAUCAAUGUGAAUAUUGUCAACGAUCAUUUCGUGAUACCAGAAAAGAUCGUCAAAAACAUCGAAAAAGUCAAGAACAUUUACGAAAAAAAUUUGAAUAUGAAUUUUAUUUAUUAAAAUGUUUGGCGGAAAAAUUUGGCUGGAAAAAUUUACAAUCAAUAUUCAACGGUGAAGAUCUGAAUUGUUUACAGGAAGUAUUGAGCAAAACGAAUGGUUGUAAAUAUCAUUUCGAAACAGAUAAAUCGACCAUUUCCACUUUGACGACUCGAUGCCGAUAUGGUUUACAUUGUAAACAUUCUCAUCAAUUUGAUGAUCAACAAAUCCAUCAUUAUCGUCAUUAUUUUCUGAAUAUUCUUAGCCGAAAAUCCAUUCAGAAUCAAUUGAAACAACCGGAACAACAAAUGGUUGAUUGGUCAAACAAAUCAAUCAUUUCGAAAAAUCAAUUAAGAAAAGAAUUACUGCUGAAUAUUUGGCUCGAAAAAAGAUUCAAAUUCGAUCCGGAUAAACGAAUUGAUUUGAUAAUUGGAUUGAUUUAACACUUUCGCUACCAUCGUUUGAGUAACACCAAAAAAAAAAAAUUUAACCAAAUUUUUUUUUCAAUAAAUUUUUUUAUUUAUAAAAUCGAAAUAAUAAUAAUAAACAGAUUUUUUUUUAAACCA
Messenger RNA from Dermatophagoides pteronyssinus (European house dust mite), 766 nucleotides. RefSeq lists its product as uncharacterized. The record is from RefSeq and is a predicted model, not a curated record. NCBI's taxonomy places the organism in Eukaryota, Metazoa, Arthropoda, Arachnida, Sarcoptiformes, Pyroglyphidae.